Messenger RNA from Harpegnathos saltator (Jerdon's jumping ant), 579 nucleotides. RefSeq lists its product as uncharacterized. The record is from RefSeq and is a predicted model, not a curated record. Bases 1 to 579 code for a protein of 192 amino acids. Lineage: Eukaryota; Metazoa; Arthropoda; Insecta; Hymenoptera; Formicidae. The transcript has a single exon.
AUGGCAGCAAUUCCUUCACAUAUUGAAUUAGAUAUUCACACAGAUGGGUGUACAUUAGAUAGAGCGGGUAGUGUUCAUCUAUGGCCUAUUCAAUGUAGAAUAGCGAAUGUACAACACGCCAAACCAAUAAUUGUUGGUAUAUACAAAGGUUCACAAAAGCCCCAUAAUCCGAAUAGUUUCUUCGAAGCAUUUAUUACAGAUAUUCUAACAGUUGUAAACAAUGGAGGCAUACAGUUCAAUGGCAGUAAUAUUCCAAUACGACUUAGAUGUUUUAUAGCAGAUGCACCAGCUCGAGCUUUUAUUCUAAAUCAUCGUGGUCAUCUGUCUAGUAAACCAUGCUCAAAGUGCAAAGUUAGUGGAACAAUAAGUGAAGGUCGCAAUGUUUUUAAAGGAAUAAAUCAUUCUGUAAGAAGAGAUGAGGAAUAUGUUGCAGUUGUGGACGAAGAUCACCAUAAAGAAGAUACAACUCCAUUAUCAUUAAUCCCUAUAGGAAUGGUUUCACAAGUUUCUUUCGAGUAUAUGCAUUUAGUGUGCUUGGGCAUCAUGAAAAAACUAUUAUCUGCAUGGGUUUCCGGAUGA